Messenger RNA from Dunckerocampus dactyliophorus (ringed pipefish), 4252 nucleotides. RefSeq names its product solute carrier family 2, facilitated glucose transporter member 11-like. NCBI's taxonomy places the organism in Eukaryota, Metazoa, Chordata, Actinopteri, Syngnathiformes, Syngnathidae. Bases 2538 to 4043 code for a protein of 501 amino acids. Gene Ontology annotation, molecular function: hexose transmembrane transporter activity. Gene Ontology annotation, biological process: monosaccharide transmembrane transport. The record is from RefSeq and is a predicted model, not a curated record. The transcript has 15 exons. Gene Ontology annotation, cellular component: membrane.
GCGACAACAGCCAGAAGGUCUGCAUGCUCGCACCUCAUCCCAACGAAACCAGGAUGGCAUCUGCAACAUGAAGGGAAGAAAGGAUGGAUCAGAAUCACUCACUUCCUCCUCACUUAUAAGGCUAAAUGGGCUUGGAGCGUAGCCUAUAUGCAUUGUCUGCUGCUGUCAGGCUCCGUGAAAGCCCUCUGUUGUCUGCGAGCCGUCGGCCUCCCCACCCCUCUCCUCUUCCAUGACAUUUUCAGAGGAAGAAGAGGAAUACUGGGACGGGAUCCAUCUAGCCUUUGGGGCAAUUGAGGUGAGAGAUGAGAAGAUCCCUAGGGUUGAAUUUUGAUGAGCCAUCCUUUUCAACAGAGACAAUAAAGGGACACAGUAACACUUUUCUCCAACUAGGAAAAUUACCGUAUCAGUGUCAUCCACUCAAACUGCUGCGCUGUCAUGCUGUGUUGCUUACGGCCACUAGGGGGCAUGUUUUCAUGGUCCCUGAAGAUUGCUAUGAUACGCUGUGAUGGAUUAACCCGUGUAGUAUAUUAACUUUAUUGAACUUUUUCCACAUAUAUUGAUUUAAAAUCAAGUUUGACGCGUAUGUUGAAGUAUUGUAGCAGUAAAUGUGUCUUGGUUCAAACAUCCUCAUUGCUGAUUAGUUAUCCUGCGGGUCUGAAACACGUGACGGCUGACAAAGUCAACCAUUCACACGGACGUUAGUUUGCAAAAACAAAAAAUGCUCACAUUUUUCCAGCACAAACGUGGACGUGCCAUUCCUCUAUUGUUUUAUCUCAUACAUUGAAGAAAUACAUGUAUCAUAUUAAUUUAUUGGAUUAAAUUAUUUAUAUUAGAAAUGCACAAUAGCUUUUUUUCAAUCCGAUACCAAUAACCUUGUGCUUCUUAAGACCGAUAUGACACCAACAACCGAUAAUAUCUAGAUUUAACGAUAGUUUGUGCAAAGGACUGGAGCAACUGUACGUGUUGAUUUGUCCUAAUCAAAUAUCAUGACAUUGCUGCCACCACGGGCCGCACGUUGGCCAAGUGGUUAGCAUGUUGGCCACACAGUCAGGAGAUCGGGAAUAUCUGGGUUUGAAUCUCCGUUGGCAUCUCUGUGUGGAGUUUGCAUGUUCUCCCUGUGUGUGCGUGGGUUUUCUCCGGGUACUCCGGUUUCCUCCCACAUUCCAAAAACACGCAUGUUAGGUUAAUUGGCGAUUCUAAAAAUUGUCCGUAGGUAUGAAUGUGAGUGUGAAUGUUUGUUUGUCUUUAUGCGCCCUGCGAUGUACCCUGGACCGGUCCAGGGUGUACUCCACCUCUCGCCCGACGUCAGCUGGGAUAGGCUCCAGCAUGCCCGCGACCCUAGUGAGGAUAAGCGGCAUAGAAAAUAGAUGGAUGGAUACUACUACCACAUCAGCAGUAGAGCGGUGGCCCAGCAAGGUGCACUGUAUUCGGGCACAUGCUCCAAGCAGCCGAUGUGACGCCACCGGAAAACCUUUUUCACUUUUCAGGUGGCUGAUGGUUUUUUGUGUGCGCCAUGCUUUUUUUUCCCCCAUCCUUGCGGAGCAUUUGGCACAACGUCCUUCCUCUGAAGUGAGCUAAGGGGAAGUUACGACAGGAUGUGAACACCACAGGCAGGAGAAAAAAGGAUCGCUUCAUUUGCUCACUCGCAGAGUACUGGUAAUCUCGCCUCAUUGGAGCGUCUUUUUAAAUGACGGUUAUCUGAGCUAUUUUAUUAUCGGAUUUAUUGGUAUGACGUUAUAAUUCCCGUUAAUUAUUUAUUUGUUUUAGUAUAUCAUAUCAAAUAAGAUAUUUUUUUUUCAUUUAAGUCAAAUUUUUUUACAGGCUUGCUGUCGGCGUGUUGUUCUUUCUAUAUUGUCUAAAAUUGUCUAUUUUUAACUUGUACGUUCCUUAAGGGACUGUUUCUAUGAGCCAUUCUUAAUAUGUAGUUGCAUUCUUCUUGUACAUUGUAUUUAUUUGUAAAAUUCAUAAGCUUGCAGUAGUUUUCAAUAAACCAACCCUAUUCUUUUUAAUUGAUUGGAAAAUGUACACAUGUAAUACAUAAAAUGUAAUACAUCUAAUCUACAAUGCAAAUAGUUUCCAGUGCACCUGUAUAAACAAUAUUAUUAUCCACAUGGUUGUUCUUAGAUCUUAGAACUCUAGUCUCUACCUUUUUUAUCUGGUAGGGCCAAUUGUUUAACCUUCAAAAAAUGUUUUUUUUUAAAUAUAUUUUGUGUAUAUUUAGUAUAUUUUAUUUAUAUGUUUUUAUUUUCUUUAUACAUUGUAAUUUUUGAAGGCUUAUUGUACUUAUCCUGUACUUUCUAUUAUGUCUAAAGUUGUGUAACGUGUAUUUUAUUCUUUAAGGGACAAUGUCCAUCAUUAGUAACAUACAGUAUGUACUGUAUUUUUAUGUAUUUGAUGUGAGGAUCAACCCCUUCAGCUCCAGGAGGAUGACGUCACUGCAGCCAAUCAGGAGAGAGCUGCCUCAGUACCUGAUGGGCUCAAGUCUGAGGGUUUGUAGCUGGACUUGCCAGAACCCCUCUGGCUGAGCUAACUUGAAGAUGUUGCAGGCUGGGCCACAAAAGAGCAGCUCUUUGACGCUGGUGCUGAUGGUUGCUUCUGCAGCCAUUGGAGGGACGCUUCAGUAUGGAUAUAACCUAGCCAUCAUGAAUGCACCCACUGCUUUCAUACAGACCUUCAUCAACGAGACCGUUGUGGACCGCUGGGCUCUCCAGCUGCAGGACUACCAGGUGACUCUGAUCUGGACCAUUAUCGUCUCCAUCUUCUCGUUAGGCGGCUUCGCGGGGGCUCUCAUCGCCGGACCCAUGUCCAUUCGCUUUGGGAGGAAAAAAUGCAUGUUGCUCAACAAUAUUUUCCUUCUAAGCGGCGCCCUCUUGGCUUUGACAAGUCGAGCUGCUGGGUCUUUUGAGAUGAUCAUCCUGUCACGUGUCCUUAUUGGAAUAAAUGCAGGGAUUAGCAUGAACGUGCAACCUAUGUAUUUUGGAGAGAGCGCACCAAAGCACCUGAGAGGGGCCGUGUCCUUGUCCUCUGCUGUUUUUACAGCCUUUGGAGUCGUGCUGGGACAAGUGGUGGGACUCAGGGAGGUUCUGGGCAGUGAGUCGUGUUGGCAGUAUCUCCUUGCCAGUAAUGCCAUCCCUGGCUUCAUUCAGCUCCUGACCCUGCCGUGGUUCCCAGAAAGCCCCAGAUACUUACUCAUAGACAGGGGGGACAAGGAGGCCUGCAUCAACGCUCUGCGCCGACUGCGUGGCUGCGACGUCCAGAGCAGCGAGCUGGCCGAGAUCCUGCAAGAACAAGCCGAAACCAAGGGCAUGAGGCCCAGCCGUCCGUGGGAGCUCUUCAGCGACCGUGCUGUGCGCUGGCAGCUCAUCUCCGUCAUGGUCAUCAGCAGCGCCAUGCAGCUGUGCGGCAAUGACUCGAUCUACUUCUACGCAUCGUACGUCUUUAAAGAGGCUGGAAUAUCUGAUGACCAAAUCCAGUAUGUCACAGUCGGCACGGGCACGUGUGAAUUCACAGCCUGCAUCUUGUGUAACCUGCUGAUCGAGCGCAAAGGUCGAAAGUUCCUGUUGAUGGGAGGCUUCGUCCUCAUGACCCUGUGGGCGAUUGUCUUCACCAUCGCUUUGUCUUUUGAGCACCUCAUAUCCUGGAUGCCUUACCUGAGCAUGGCCUGCAUCUUCACCUACAUCCUCAGCUUCGGCAUGGGUCCAGCCGGUGUGACGGGAGUUCUUCCCACUGAGGUGUUCAAUCAAACCGCUCGGCCAGCGGCUUACAUGAUCGCCGGCUCCAUGAUGUGGAUCAACCUCUUCAUUGUUGGAAUGGUCUUUCCAUUUCUAGUGAGUGAGAUGCGCCAGUAUUGUUUUGUGCCUUUCGGUGCCGUGUGUUUGCUGUCUGCGCUCUACGUCGGCCUGUUUCUGCCGGAGACCAAGGGCAAGUCUUUAUCGGCCAUCACCACGGAAUUCCACAAGCUCAACUUCAAGAACCAGGAGAGAAAGUGCGACGGUCAAAGUCAGUAUCUGGCUGGCCAAGUGUGUGCGUCCACGACCCUGUAGACACCUUUCAGCUUCUUCGCUACUUGGUGUAACUGAUUCAAAUAACACCAUAUUAUAUCAUGUAUUGUAUGCUAAUGUCAAAGUGUGUGUGUGUGUGCGUGCGCGCGUGUGUAAAUGAGAACUCAAUCAUCUGUCAUACAAAGCAUGUGGAAAGGAUUCCUUUAUGUACAAGAUUUAAAUAUUUGUUUAUUUAUGUCGUGUAUUCAAUG